Messenger RNA from Verruconis gallopava, 2497 nucleotides. RefSeq lists its product as uncharacterized. Gene Ontology annotation, cellular component: nucleus. Gene Ontology annotation, biological process: mRNA processing. Bases 92 to 1849 code for a protein of 585 amino acids. Gene Ontology annotation, molecular function: RNA binding. The transcript has 4 exons. Lineage: Eukaryota; Fungi; Ascomycota; Dothideomycetes; Venturiales; Sympoventuriaceae. The record is from RefSeq and is a predicted model, not a curated record.
CUCAACCGCAACCAACCCACCGUCGUUGACAACACCUCUGCCCAAGCAGCCAAGGACAACACAAACGAAAAUCACUGGUAGUGGCUAAGUCAUGGCCUCCCCAAUGGACGUCGAAGCUCUCCUCGACGAGGCUGCUGAGGCCGCAUAUCAGAAGGCGCAGGCAAAACUCACCUCAUCUGAUCGUGAGAAGCGGGCCGGCUCAGAAGUGAGCGACCGUUCGAGGGGUGGGAGGCGCCGUAGCCGAAGCCCACGACGUGAUCGCGACAGAGAUCACUAUAGACGCCGCGACGAUAGAGACCGUGAUAGAGAUCACUACCGACCACGAGAUGGUCGUAGACGAUCGGUGAGUGAUGAAGAUGACCACUAUUACCGCCCUAGACGUCGAGACGAUCGGGAUCGAGCGAUAGAUCGAGAGCGAGAGCGAGAGCGCGAGCGUGAUAGGGAUAGGGACCGAGACCGAGACCGAGACCGAGACCGCGACCGUGACCGGGACCGGGACAGGGAUCGAGAUCGGGAUAGAGACAGGAGGGACCGUCGAGACCGUGAACAUGGACGAGAGAGAGACCGGGACCGAGAUCGCGAUGAUCGCCGUCGCGGCGGCGAAGGACGAGACAGAGAUCGGGAUCGAGACCAUGCGCGAAAAACCAAGACUCCCGAGCUCAACGACGACGAGCGUGAUUCGCGCACGGUAUUCGUGCAGCAAUUGGCCGCGCGCCUGCGCACUAAAGAGUUAGCUGCAUUCUUUGCUAGUUGCGGUCCAGUUAAAGAGGCACAGAUUGUUAAAGAUCGCGUGAGCGGACGUUCCAAAGGUGUCGGCUAUGUUGAGUUCAAGGAGGAAGAAUCAGUUCAGAAAGCAUUGCAGCUUACCGGCCAGAAAUUGCUCGGCAUUCCUGUCAUUGUUCAGCUCACAGAAGCAGAGAAGAACCGUCAAGCUCGCAAUACGGAGGGCAGUGGCAACCCUCAGAAUUCGGGCAUCCCCUUCCAUCGCCUUUAUGUCGGGAAUAUUCAUUUCUCAAUUACAGAGGAAGAUCUCAGAAAUGUCUUCGAGCCGUUUGGCGAGACUGAAUUCGUUCAGCUACAGAAGGAAGAGCAAGGACGCAGCAAGGGUUACGGAUUUGUACAAUACCGCGAUCCAGCGGCAGCCAAGGAGGCUCUCGAGAAAAUGAACGGGUUUGAUCUUGCUGGUCGACCCAUCCGUGUCGGCCUCGGCAAUGACAAAUUCACUAACGAGAGCACCCAGAAUUUACUUCAGCGAUUCCCUCAACAACACCAAGGCUCUGGUGUCUUUGGUGCAGGAGGUCGUGGUACUCAUGCUGGUGGCGACAUUGCGUACGAGUCUAAGGGACGUCGUGAAGACCGAGGCGGUAUUGGCAAUGCCUCAGCACUGAAUGAUACAGACGUCGGCGAGUCGAAUCUCGCGAACAUUUCAAGACACGAUAUCAUGCGAAAGCUCCUCAGGGAGGACGAUUCCGCCACCAAUGGCACCGAAAAGGAGAAAGCUAAACCUGUCAAGGUUGCGCCUCCACCCCCCAAGGCGCCGCAAGCCAGCCGUUGCAUUGUGCUUACCAACGUAUAUGAUUUAGCUGAGGAAGAGGCACGUGGCAAUUCCUGGAAAGAAGAACUCUUACAAGAUAUCAAGCAGGAGUGCGAGAGACAAUUCGGCAACAUCGUACAUAUCGAUACCGAUCCUAACACAACCGAGGUCUAUGUCAAGUUCUCAUCCAUUGAGAGUGGUUCGAAGGCCGUUCAGGGCUUGAAUGGACGCUACUUUGGGGGGCGCAUGAUAGCUGCUGCACCCAUCAUUGAAGCCGUCUACAACAGCCACUGGAGCCGGGCCAUCAAUCUUUAGUGAUGAUUGCCCUUCGACGAUGUGCUGCCGAACGAGAUCACUCUCAGUUCCGUCGUCUCGCUCGAAUUGCAUGAAUUCGUUUCUCAGCACAAUUCACAUUCGAUGCAAAACCUCAAGUAUAUUUUUUUCACAAACACGAUGCCCAUGAGUUACUUCACACUUCACAGAUAACUCCGCUUCAGCGGGCGUGCGUGCGCGCGUCAUUACAACAGAAUACGUUCGAGGCGUAGCCGCAGGAUGGCUUUGGCGGUAUCACGUUACCUCACUAAGUCAUUCCAUGAUCACUGCACCGGCGGAUUCUCCUACUGACGGUUUCUCAAGCCAUUCCACAGAUUUUUUCGAUGUGUAUGAACAACACCUCCAACAAAGGAGAGUAUGGCGUUCCAAGUUAUUACGGUUUGCUUUUCUGCUUUCUUCCACAAUGGCCACAUGGGUUCACUUGAUUGGCAGUUCCGAAGGACACUGAAGGCAAUAACGUUUGCGCACGUCGUUUUCGACAUUUGGCGUACUAAAAUUUCAGGCUGGGCUGACAUCCGUUGGCCUUGUCUCUGUCCGAAUGCGAAAACAACGUAACACUUUCGUAGAAUAGCCUGUCGAAAUAGCAUGUGAAAACUGAAUCACAAUCGUGCCUAAUUUUUUCCCCUUCGA